This is a messenger RNA of Sphaerodactylus townsendi, 538 nucleotides long. It is a transcript of the gene ATP5MG, whose product is annotated as ATP synthase membrane subunit g. Gene Ontology annotation, biological process: proton motive force-driven ATP synthesis. The transcript is spliced from 3 exons. The record is from RefSeq and is a predicted model, not a curated record. NCBI's taxonomy places the organism in Eukaryota, Metazoa, Chordata, Lepidosauria, Squamata, Sphaerodactylidae. Gene Ontology annotation, molecular function: proton transmembrane transporter activity. The coding region runs from base 16 to 477 and encodes 153 amino acids.
AGCAGCUGAGCGCGCAUGCGCCUCAUUCCCCGCCUGCAGCCGCCGAAGUCGCGCAGAGGCCUGUGGGUGAGAGGGUGCGCGCGCAGCGCCUCAGACGGGCAGGGAAGGGAGCCGGCCCGAGCUCCGGUGACCUUCAGGCGGCGCUCCGCUAGGAUGGCGCAGUCCGCGCAGAGGCUGGCCAAGGCCGUGGCCACCAGGGCCCCGCAGCUCGUCUCCGCCGCCGUGUCGUUCUCGAGGCCGCGCCUGGCCACCUUCUGGCACUACGCCCGCGUGGAGCUGGCCCCGCCGAGGCCCGCCGACAUCCCCCAGGCCGUGGACAGCAUCAAGGGCCUGGCCCGCAGCUUCCAGGCCGGCCGCCUGGCCCAGCUCACCGUCAAGGAAGCCCUGCGGAACGGCCUGGUGGCGACCGAGGUGCUGAUGUGGUUCUUCGUGGGCGAGAUCCUGGGCAAGCGCGGCCUGGUCGGCUACGACGUCUGACAGGCUUUCCGGCCUCUGCUGUUUCCCUAUUAAAUGGCCGUCCUAAGGCAAUGAUAAGUAA